AAAAAAAAAAAAAAAAAAAAAAAAAAAAAAAAAAAAAAAAAAAAAAAAACGAAAGCGGGAAAACCAGUAGCCCAAAAGAAAACAGUAAAAAAACAAAAAACCGGAGAAAAAAAAAAAAGUAGACAGACAAAA
Messenger RNA from Pecten maximus, 132 nucleotides. RefSeq names its product cGMP-gated cation channel alpha-1-like. The transcript has 2 exons. The record is from RefSeq and is a predicted model, not a curated record. The annotation marks the transcript as partial. NCBI's taxonomy places the organism in Eukaryota, Metazoa, Mollusca, Bivalvia, Pectinida, Pectinidae.